ACACUUGAAGGCUCUUAGAACAAAACAGUAAAACCAUUGAUGAUGAUCAUUAUUACUCUCACUCACACUAACACUACUCACCAUGACUCUCUUUCCGUUUCCACACAACACAUUGCAGAAGCAAUGCAUCCAUUGAUCACAACUCAGAAGAAGAGAAGACAAACACAAGACAGUGGCAUAUAAUGGGAGGAGUGACAUCAUCCAUGGCUGCAAAGUUGGCGUUCUUCCCACCAAACCCAGCAUCGUACAAGGUGGUGAAGGACGAGGUAACUGGUCUUCUCCUCCUCACUCCCUUCCCCCACCGCGAGAACGUCGAGAUUCUGAAGCUCCCCACGCGCCGCGGCUACCAGAUACUCGCCAUGUACGUUCGCCACCCCAUGGCCACUUCCACAAUUCUCUACUCUCACGGCAACGCCACCGAUCUCGGCCACAUGUAUCAACUCUUCAUCCACCUCGCCAUCCACUUCCGCGUUAAUCUCAUCGGGUAUGACUACUCUGGGUAUGGCCAAUCAUCAGGGAAGCCAAGUGAGCAGAAUACAUAUGCAGAUAUUGAGGCCGUUUAUAAGUGUCUAGAAGAAAGCUAUGGCACCAAGCAAGAGGACAUAAUCCUGUAUGGUCAAUCUGUUGGAAGUGGCCCUACUUUGGAUCUUGCAGUUAAAUUGCCUCAUUUGAGAGCUGUUGUUCUUCACAGUCCCAUACUUUCAGGCUUAAGGGUCAUGUACCCAGUAAAACGUAGUUACUGGUUUGACAUAUAUAAGAAUAUCGACAAAAUUCCACUUGUUAAUUGUCCUGUUCUCAUAAUUCAUGGGACAUCAGAUGAAGUUGUAGAUUGCUUCCACGGCAAACAACUCUGGGAACUGUGUAAAGAGAAGUAUGAGCCACUGUGGCUCAAAGGAGGCAACCACUGUGAUUUAGAGCAAUUUCCUGAGUACAUCAAACAUCUGAAGAAGUUCAUAGCCACUGUUGAGAAGUCUCCAUCACAAAGAUACAGCUUCAGAAGAAGCAUGGAACAGUUCGAGCAGCCCCGAAAGAGCACCGACGUAUUUGAAGCUAGCAGAAAGAGCACUGAUCGCAGAGAAAAACCGAGGUUGAGCACUGACAGGCCUGAGAAAAUGAAGAACCUGUCCAAUAGUGGUGAUAAGUUAGAGAAAAUGAGAGUAACUUUUGAUCAUAUGGAAAGGUCAAGGAGAAGCGUGGAUUGUAUUGAGAAAUCUAGAAAAAGCAUUGAUCAUCAACUUGAAAAGGCAAGGAAGAGUGUUGACAGGUUGGAAAGAAUAAGGAACUGAGACUCUUGGUUUAAUCAAAUUAUGGUUUGGCUUUCUUAGAUUUUUUUUCUUCUUUAAAUUGGCCUACUUGGUUGUGUAAUAUGGUUUAUGUCAGAUAUGAUGAUAAAAUAUUGGUGUCAAAGGAAGGGCUUGGUUUUUACAGAGGAAUGCACUUUUCACUAGACUUGUUCCCUCCACAUGUGUGUGAUUCACUGAUUUGUAUAAGAAUUGCUACCAAAACUUACUGAACUAGGCAUUGACAAGUUUUCUUGUACACUUAGAUAUGCACAAGAAAC
Molecule: messenger RNA, 1561 nt
Organism: Cajanus cajan (pigeon pea)
Lineage: Eukaryota; Viridiplantae; Streptophyta; Magnoliopsida; Fabales; Fabaceae
Source: RefSeq, a predicted model, not a curated record